AAACAUCUCUGCCUGGCACUCCAGCGAACAUCCAGCAGGCAUUUUAAAUCCUCUCAGGGACGCCAUGCUUCCAGCAUAAUGUCAGCAAAAGUUGCAAUUCAGAAGUUUUCCUUCCCCUUCUCCUGCACUACACGCCUUCCUCAGCAAGAUGAGGUGACCCAGAAGGGAUGUGAACAGGCAAAGGCCCUGACGCUUCAUGACCUCCAGGAGAACCAAAUCAUAAGCGAGCCGAACCUCGUUGCAGUGGUGGGAGCUCUGGUUCACGAUGAGGGCCGGGCCCCAGAGAGUCAGAAGGGUCCUCCCGUGGGGGGCACGGCUGCUGCCAAAGUCUUGGACUGUGUGGAAGCUUCCCAGACUGAAGUGGUCUGCAGACGGAGCAUGUUUGAGAAACUGACAGUAGAAAAUGAGGACCAGCGUCCGGUGGCAAAGAGGCAGCUAUCGUCUGAGAGCGCGGCCAGGACUAUCACUGUGGUGAAGAAGAGUGCCGUGAGGAAGGAGGCCGAGGAACAGAGGCACUUGAAACUGAAACCACACCUUGGACAGCGGGUGACAUUGGGCCCUGGGGCGAUGGGGAAGAGGAGGUGUCGAAAGGACCUCUUUACCAACUCGGAGGCGUUCCACAGGAUUGAUUCACACGCCAUCAGAGCUGGAGCAGAGCUUAAAGAAAAGGGUGUGUAUGAUGUAAAAACUAUAGCACAGAGCAUAACACAAGGAACGAGGAAUGAGCUGGAGAGAGUCCGUGCAAUCUGGGUCUGGCUGUGCCACAACAUCGAGUAUGAUGUGAGUGGGUACCUUGGCCACUCAGAGAAGGUGAGCUCCCCAGAGGAGGUGAUAGCGACUGGCCGGGGCGUCUGCUGCGGCUACUCCAACCUCUGUACAGAGAUGUGCAGAGAGGUGGGCAUUGAUUGCCAAGAAGUUCCGGGGCACAGUAAGGGCAUCGGGUACCGUCAGGGACAGAGCCUCAAGAAUGUGAAAUCUGAUCACCUAUGGAACGCCGUGCUUCUGGGAGGACAGUGGUUCCUGUUGGAUGCCUGUUGGGGAGCAGGACGAGUGGAUAUGGAACAUGAGAGCUUUGUCAAAAGGUUCGAUGAUUUCUAUUUUCUAACCGACCCAGAGGAGUUCAUAGAGUCCCACUAUCCCGACGAGGAGAAAUGGCAGCUCCUGGACACGCCCAUUACCCUGGAGGAAUUUGAAAGGAGGGUCUUUAAGACCUCCACUUUCUUCACCAUGGGGCUCAGGCUGAUCCAGCCUCAUCACUGUCACAUUGUAACAGAGGAUGGCGAGGCAAACAUCAGCCUCGGCUUCUCCAGACCUGCAACCUUUACCUACGAGAUCACACAACACCAGGAUCUUCUCCACCGUGGAGCCUCAGAACAGAAAGACUCCAUCAACUCCUCCUACGGCCUCCUUACAAUCUCCCACCGGAGCAUGAAGCUUCAACUCCUGCCACCUGUGAGUGGUGUUUAUGACAUAAAGGUUUUUGCAAGACCUGAAACUGCCACCACAUCUCUGUUUUGGGUUUGCUCCUUUACUGUAGAGUGUCCUACCCCAAGGGCCAUGGAGGAGAUCCCAGAGAACCCUUUCUUGUCAUGGGGCCUGCAGACUGCUGCAGCAUCUCUGGGUGUCUCUGGUAGCAGUCAGGGCAGCGAGGCUGCUGAGGUGGAGGAUGGUGUCUUUGAGUUGUCAUUAAAGACAUCCAGGCCUCUGAUGGUGCUAUGUGAACUGGUUCACCCCAGACUGGAAGCUACUGUAGCCAAGCGCUGCCUGGCUACUCAGAUUCAACCCAAUGCCUUGACGUGCCACGUCUUGUGCCCCUUACGUGGCUUCUACCGGCUGUCCGUGUUCGUGCGGGACUAUGAGAAAACAGAUCUGAAGUUCCAAAAUGCUGCAAACUUCCUACUUCACUGCAAAGGGAAGGUGGUGAGCAUGGAUGAGCUCUUCCCCCCUAACCUGGGUUCAGUGUGCGGGCCUGGAACUCGCACAACAGAGGCAGGGCUAUUGAAAUUUAGCCACACCACUGCACUGUUGAGCACCCAGCAAGGCAAGUCUAACAUCACCUUCCACAACCAGCGGGACCUCGAGCUCCACACUGUGCUCAGCAGAGAAGAGAAAACAGCAGCUGCCAUCCCUCUUUCACGCCACCUCUUCUGCACAUACACAGACACCAAAGUGACAGUGAGCGUCAGCCUGCCUGAUGCCGGGGUGUAUCGGCUGGGUCUGUAUGCGAGGAUCACCCCCGGUGGAGAUUUCAACCCCAUGUGUGACUUUGUGCUGAGGAACAGCUGUGAUCAGCCGUGCCCUCCUUUCCCCUGUGUCUACUCAGCCUGGAGGAAAGGCUGCGUGCUCUUUGAGCCUCGUGUGGGCCUGCUGGAGCCAAACUCAUGGGUACGCUUCAGGGUGAGGGUCCCUGGGGUCCAGAGGGUGAGCGUUGUGGGGGAGACACGAACUGAUCUAAAACUGAACAAAAGCAGAGUCUGGGAAGGUGAGGUUUUCAGUGGAGAUGGUCUCCAACAACUGAAGCUUGCAGCGGCCUCCGGGGAGUCAACUGACAUGGCUGUUUUGAUGACCUUCGACAUCAAGGAGGUGGAGGGAGAAGUGUGAAAUCAAAAGGUUAAUCAAAGCACUUAACUGCCUGUGUAAGUUCUUGAUAUGAGCUGACUCAAAUCAGACUGGGGUUGAGAAUAUUAAGUCACAGAGUCAAGAAUUUCCAGAAUAAACAUGAUACAUAUGGAGCCACAUUACUGCCAGUCAUUAUAAGGUGUAUGAAAAAUUGUGUUUAAGCUGAUCCAUUGAAGAUGUAAACAUUGCAGUCUUUAAGUGAUGGUAUACAAUCAAAACUUCACUGGAAAUUUUUAAAUGUUUCUUUUUAGAAGCUAGUCUUUUAUCAAAGUAGUGGUCAGUAGAGGACAUUUUAAACUGACAAUGGUGCUCAAGAGUGAUGUAACAGAUUCUGAGUGAAUUCGACUGCUGAUGUUAUGUCAUGAAGGUUAAUCUGCAUUUUGGAAUGAUUAAUGUGAAAAAGAAUGAAAUAAAAAUAAAAUGUAA
Cheilinus undulatus (humphead wrasse) is the source of this 3045-nucleotide messenger RNA. It is a transcript of the gene ky, whose product is annotated as kyphoscoliosis peptidase. The coding region runs from base 79 to 2601 and encodes 840 amino acids. NCBI's taxonomy places the organism in Eukaryota, Metazoa, Chordata, Actinopteri, Labriformes, Labridae. The record is from RefSeq and is a predicted model, not a curated record. The transcript is spliced from 7 exons.